Molecule: messenger RNA, 2157 nt
Organism: Physella acuta
Lineage: Eukaryota; Metazoa; Mollusca; Gastropoda; Physidae
Product: fatty acyl-CoA hydrolase precursor, medium chain
Source: RefSeq, a predicted model, not a curated record
UCGCCAGUUUCUAAACACCCCAGGUCUAUUCAUCGAGUGUUUACUCAACUCGCGUUUAAAAGCCUGGCACACUUGCAGAUCUAGGUAACCUCAGAGCACGGACGGCUACGGUGGUUCUUUUACAACUUAAAUUGGAUGGAGGGGAGUUUUGACCCUCUAAACAUCCACCUUGAUACGCCACGCAUUCGAAAGGAUUAAAAUGUUGAUCACUGGUUUAGCAGUGUUCAUCCUAACGGUCAGCUGCGUCACAGCUGUUGUGGUGGACUCACCGUUUGGUCGGGUCAAAGGUCAGGAGAUAACAGCCAAGAAUGGGAAGAGUUUUUAUUCUUUUCAAGGCAUACCCUUUGCUAAACCACCAGUCGGGGAGCUAAGAUUUGCUAAACCUGUAGCACACCCUAAGAUAGCAGGCACGCUGGAGGCCUUAGCAAUGAAGCCUUCGUGCGUUCAGGAAACCUAUGCUCUGCUACCCGGCGAAGAAAUAUCUGAAGAUUGUCUUUACUUAAAUAUUUACGCUAAAGAGAUCAGACCAGCGCGGCAACCUUCAAAAGUUUUAGUGUGGAUUCAUGGCGGUGGAUUUUUAUUAGGUUCCUACUUCAUGUACAACUGCGAGAGCUUUGUAACCAAUCAUGACGUCAUCGUGGUGACGAUUAGUUACAGGUUAGGAGCAUUGGGGUUUCUGAGCACUGAAAACGAGGCUAGCAAGGGAAAUUACGGCAUGUGGGAUCAGGUUUUGGCAUUGAGGUGGGUCAAGGACAACAUAGCUGCCUUUGGAGGAGACCCGAACGAUGUAGCCAUUGCUGGAGAAUCAGCAGGUGGCGCCUCCGUGUCGUUGCUGUCAGUUAGCCCAGCAGCCACAGGGUUGUUUACUAAGGCCUUCUCUACAAGCGGAAGCGCCACCUCACUGUUUACUCAAUAUUUCAACGCUCAGACUGAAGCGCUGAAAAUAGCGAAACAAGUCAAUUGCUGGGAUGGGGAAUUAGAUGCUAAGAUCAGCCUGCGACAGAGUGAAAUCAUUGUUGAAUGUUUGAGAACACGACCAGCAGAGGAACUGACGAAAGGUGUUGUCUAUAAGCUAGACAGGAUGCCAUUUGUUCCACGAGUCGACGGCGAAUUUCUACCACAAUCUCCGUUAAAACUUGUCAGAGAUAAUCGUUAUCUUGAAUCGUUAGGUUUUUACGAGAGGUCGUAUUUGGUUUCGUUUAACAACUAUGAGCAAUCGGUAAUAGAACUCAUCUUGUAUUUCCAUGAUCAAACCAUCAAUGCGAGAAACGUCUCAAUAGACGAGAAAGCCAGACAAAAGCAAGAGUUGUAUCAAACCCUUCCAGGUUUGGCCGUUCGUGAUCGUUUGGAGGUGGAAGACGUACCUCAGAACUUAAUAGAUCGUAUUUACGGGUGGUAUACACGUCGAUACAUCGGGGUCAAAUCCUUGGCUGCUCUGUUUACUGAUUUGUUUUUUGAAAUUCCUACUUUCGAAAUGCUCAACGUCAUGUCGCGGAAGAACUCCACCAAUGCUAGACUAUUAUAUUUUAACCACUUCCCUCAAUUUGUGUCGGGUUCUAUAAGAGGGAUGCCCCAUGUUCUUGACCUCGUCUACUGGUUUGAUAUCCCGUUGGAGGUGAUUCGCAGUUUUGUGGGUAUCGAGUCUCAAGGAAACUUCACCGCUGAAGAUCACGAACUUAAAAGAGUGUAUUCUUCAAUCAUUGCUGACUUCGUUAAAACAGGAAAUGCCGAGAGAUCCAUUCUACCAAGUCUGCCCGGUGGAUGGCCGACCUAUGACCCAGUUGAAUCGCCUUACCUUGACUUCAAUCCUCAUUUCAGCAUUCAACGUAACCUAGCGCGAGAAAAACGGUUGCUAUGGGAGACGCUAGUUCCGCAGUGGGCGACAGGUGACAGGAAUAUCGAGCACUUGGAACUAUGAAGGAGUUUUGUUUGUUUUGUCCAUACAUGGAGGCGCACAUUUUUUAGAUGGUGUUUAGAAUCUCACCCAUGGCCCAUCUCACUCACAAAAAUUAAAAUCCCUCAAAUAAUACCUUGCAGUCUCUUCCCUAAUUCGCUAAAAAUAGUAAAAUAAUUAACGAGCUUUUUUUUAGUAAGGGAUAUAAUCAGUAAUUACUUUGAUUUUGUUGGAAAACAUCGUUAUCUACAAUUUAAUUUUAG